Vitis riparia (riverbank grape) is the source of this 1052-nucleotide messenger RNA. RefSeq names its product dof zinc finger protein DOF3.4. Gene Ontology annotation, molecular function: DNA binding; DNA-binding transcription factor activity. The coding region runs from base 221 to 883 and encodes 220 amino acids. The record is from RefSeq and is a predicted model, not a curated record. Lineage: Eukaryota; Viridiplantae; Streptophyta; Magnoliopsida; Vitales; Vitaceae. Gene Ontology annotation, biological process: regulation of DNA-templated transcription. The transcript has a single exon.
AAGAUGUUUCACUGCAACAGUCCCUCUCCCCCUCUCUGUCUCUCUCACUCCAUAAAAACCCCCCUCUCUAUGCACCCAAACUCACCGAAACCAUCUCUCUCACUCUCAUUCUCAGUCUCAAUCCUCAUCUCUACACAUUUCUUCCACCACUCUCUCCCAUCUAACAUCGCCCUACCGAUCAGCACGACUAGACGAAACUACUUUGUUACUUGAAAGAAAAAUGCCGUCUGACUCCGGCGACAAACGACCAUCAAAACCCCAUCAAACGGGAGCUCCACCACCAGAACAAGAACACCUUCCCUGCCCACGUUGCGAUUCUACCAACACUAAGUUCUGCUACUACAACAACUACAACUUCUCUCAGCCUCGCCACUUCUGCAAGUCCUGCCGCCGCUACUGGACUCACGGCGGCACUCUUCGGGACAUUCCCGUCGGAGGUGGAAGCCGCAAGAACGCCAAGCGCUCUCGCACCACCACCUCUUCCGCCUCUUCUCAGGAACCCUUACCGGCUACUCCUGUUUUGGUCUCUCUCUCCACCAAUCAUGCCACGUCUAUGCCGUUUGUGGGUGAUGUUAAGCCUACAGUGAACGUGUGCGGGAGCUUCACUUCUCUGCUUAAUACGCAGGGACCUGGGUUUUUGGCUCUGGGAGGAUUCGGCCUGGGGCUAGGACCUGGUUUCGAGGACAUGGGAUUUGGGCUUGGAAGAGGCGUCUGGCCAUUCCCUGGAGCCGGAGACGGUGGUGCUAGUGGCGGCACCGGCGGUGGCACUGCUCUAGUGGGAAACACGUGGCAGUUUGAGAGUGGCGAAGGUGGGUUUGUUGCUGGAGAUUGCUUUUCUUGGCCGGAUCUUGCUAUUUCCACACCCGGGAAUGGUCUCAAAUGAUCUCUUCUUCUGUAUUCCCCUUUGAAUCUCACUGCCUUUUUUCUUUUUUACCCUUUUAUUUUAAAUUUGAAUAGGAACCAAGAUCUAGUACGUGUUCAGAGUUGAUUAGCUAUGAAAUUAGAGAAGUUGUAACUUUUUGACUCUAUAAGUUUUGACCUUCUUUAUCGUU